Haliotis rufescens (red abalone) is the source of this 1313-nucleotide messenger RNA. RefSeq lists its product as uncharacterized. Gene Ontology annotation, biological process: sensory perception of taste. Gene Ontology annotation, cellular component: membrane. The transcript has 4 exons. The coding region runs from base 381 to 1127 and encodes 248 amino acids. The record is from RefSeq and is a predicted model, not a curated record. NCBI's taxonomy places the organism in Eukaryota, Metazoa, Mollusca, Gastropoda, Lepetellida, Haliotidae.
CAUCAUGGGACUAUCAGCAGCCGAAGUCUGUAAACAGGUGUUCCUCCUCGUUGGCAGCUUCACGGAUAUAUCCAAGUUUGGUUUGCAUAUUUUACAUUCUAUAUUUUAUCCUGACGACACAAUACUAUUCGGAAGCUGAAUCUGUCCUCGACGCAAGUCCUAUCAUAGCAUGUCAAAUUGUAACUCUGUUAUCUCUAACCCUUGUGGGUCUCAGUACCAACAUCCACAGCAAGGUACGCAUAUUCUGCGAACGUCUCCAGGAACCACGGUUGAAGUUUAACAGCCGUGUUUCAAACACUACAUUGAAGCAGAGGGUGACGAGAGCAUGUGUAUGUAUUGUGAUCCUCUCAGCUGUGAUAUCUGUGGCCAGUGGAAUAAAUAUGGGCAUUCUAAAUGAUACAUGCAAUGAUUUCUAUUGGCCUUCAAUUGUCUUGACUGUGAUAGUUGGUGCUUCUAUGACUUUGCCUAACCAUGCGUUAUUGCUUCUGUUCUUGACCAUCUCCCUUCUUCUUACUUACGAGUAUGAUGGUUGCACGUUGAGACUCUCAGGGGCAUCUGAAGGAUGCGUCAAAGAAGAGGAUAUUGAGGACAUUCGAGGCUACCAUGCAUCGUUAACAGACAUUGUGGAACACGUGUCUUCUCUGAUGACCAGACACGUGGCUGCUGGCUACGUCAGCUCCUUCCUGACCAUCUGUUUCUGCCUGUACAGCGUUAUUAACGACGACAAGUCCUAUAUCAAUGUGGCUGUCGCCGCAUUUUCUGUGUACGUUUCCAUUUUGCAUCUCAUCGCUCUCACCUGUACUGGUAUCAGACUGCACGAAGCGGCACACCGACCUCUGAAUAUUCUGCAUGACUUGGAUGGAAGAAAUAUGCCAGAAAGAGUAGUUGGACUGGUCACACUGUUCGCCAACAAGUUGUCUCAACGUCAGAUUGGAAUCAGUGUUUUAGGCCUGAUGACCAUCACGAAGGACACUGUUCUGGCGAUUAUCGGUACCCUCCUCACCUACGUUUUCAUCGUGAUCCAGUUUAAACCCGAUUCCACUGAUGGAUGUCGACAGGAUGCAAACACAACGGCAAUAUUACUGCAUCAACUUGUAUUUGACUUCAACUUAACGUUUUCGAACUAAUGGCUGUUUACUUUGGCGUGUUUUGACGUCGUCACUUUGGAAAUAUGUAAUGUCGACGCCAUAGAAUACUCCAUUGUACUGACAUGUAUCAACCAAGUCACCGAGCCUGACCACCCGAUCCCGUUAGUCGCCUUUUACGACAAGCAUAGUCACCUUUUACGGCAAGCAUGAGUUGUUGAAGACCUA